GAUCUCAUCUGACCCUAACUAUCAGCCCGUGAAGAAUGCAUGCAGGAACUCUACCCAUUUUACAGCGAGGAAGCCAAGGCCCAUUGAGGAGCCGUGACUUGCCCACCAUCACACAGCCUCUUAGGAGCAAAGCCUGAUUCCACCAGCCCCCGACGCUCUGCCUCGCCUUCUGGAGACGGGUCUCAGGCCGGGCAAGCUGAAGUGAAGUGGGAGGCAUUCGGUCUCAGGUCCAGGAAGCGGGCGCUGCAGGGGACGGAAGGGUAGGAGCCCACAGCCGGGUGAGGCCAUGCAGCUGGGCGGAGGCGCCCGACGCCAGCCCGGGGAGGAGAAGUGGGUGUGCUGGGGGCCGGGCGGGGCCAGAGGAGAGGACGCCCAGGGCAAGGAAAAAGGGAGCAGACAGCGCGGGUCGGAGCGCAGAGCGAAGGGGGCGCGGGGCGGUGCUGGGCGUGGGCUGCGCGCGGAGGGGUCGGCGGAGAGCAGAGGGGUGCAUCGCAGGGGCACCCGCGAGCAAGGGCCCGGGGUCCGACGAGCCGACGGCGCCCCUCGGAGUCUUGCUGAGAGGUAGGACUACAGAAUGGUACUACUAAAUGGAAAGAGACUACAGGGCUGAUCAGAGAGGAUGGGAAACAAGGAAGCCUUCUGAAGGAGAGCAUUCUUCAGUUCUUCCCUUGCCUCAAUCCCUGUUGCUAUGGAGACCGCCAAUGGGACUCAGACCUGGUAUGAAAGCCUGCACACUGUGCUGAAGGCUCUAAAUGCCACUCUUCACAGCAACUUGCUCUGUCGGCCGGAGCCAGACAACCUGACGCAGCAGCGGCGGCCCAGCCUACCUGGCCGUGAUGACAACUCCUACAUGUACAUUCUCUUUGUCAUGUUCCUAUUUGCUGUUACUGUGGGCAGCCUCGUCCUGGGAUACACCCGCUCCCGCAAAGUGGACAAGCGCAGUGACCCCUAUCAUGUGUACAUCAAGAACCGUGUGUCUAUGAUCUGAGGCUAGGGGCCCCAGAUGGCCGAAGAUCAAGACACCUGAGGAUUGUCUUCUGGGGCCUCCAGAACUCAGCCAUGGACCACAUCAGGCCUCAAUGUUCCUGUCUGUAAAAUCAACAAGAAACAGUGCUAAGGGAGAUCAUCUUUGGGUUGGGAGGAGAGGGGCAGACCUGGGCCUUAUGGAUAAGGAUUUUUUUUGCAAAGGCUCCUGAGAGCCUCAUGAACAAAUAUACAGAAGUAGCAAAAGAUAAUAACCAAUGAUUGGUCCCAUGGCUGGAGUACUGGGGGCUGAGGACUAGGGGCGGAAGAAGGAGAAGAAGUUGUAGCAGAGGGAAAUGAAACAGGAAGAUGCACUGGGGACACAUUUUUUUGUGUGUUAUCUUCAACGACCAUGAAAAGCAGCGAUGAUUAUCGCGUAUCACAGAGGGAAAUCUGAGUAAUGUUACUUAUUUCUAUUUGUUCACAUUUUAUGUUUUUCAUCUCAUUUAACAUUUGUGGUUUUACCCCCCUACGAGGGAAGCAGGGCAAGUGCCAUUCUGCCUAUUUCCCAGAGUGGUGCCCUGACUGGAACCCAGGAACCAUGGUCUCCUUGCCUAGUGCUUUUCAAAACUCUGUGCCACACAGGAGUGGAUCCAGGCCUGAAACUUAUACAAUUCUGGGGGCCUCCUUAAGAGAAAGAGUUCAAAAAUAUCUUACUUUUGCAAAUAUUACAAAAACAUUACCAUGUUAAUAUAUAGCUGGGGCCCCACCUAAGACCCUAAGAAGGAUCCUUGCAAGUGCAGGGCCCUGAAUGUUAAGCCUCUGUAGCUCCAUGGUUCGUGCGCCUCUCCAGACAUGUCACAGUGCUCUUCUCAGCCACAUCUCCAGUCAUGAGGACUUCUCCACCUCUAACACAGCCUCUUCCGAUUUGAUUGAGUUCUGUGAGAAAUUUUCUGAUACCAAGUUGAAAUCUGCUUCUAGAAGAUUAUUGUCACACCUAGAAGAUUAUCAUAUUAAGAGAAGCAGAGUGUGAAAGGCAGGUACCUGGUUCAGUGGAAAGAGAACCAGCCUUGAUUCUACCACUAAUGUGGUACAUGAACUGGCUAGUCACAUCUCUCUCUGAUCCUUUUCCCUCCUCAGCACAAUGAAAUAGUUAGACUUGAAAGUCUCCAAGGGCUCUACCAGUUCUGACAUUCGGGGCUUCACAUACGUUAGGUUGAACCAUAUAAAAUCGCUGUGCUUAUAGGACAAAAGCAGCUGAAUAUCAGUAGUUUCAUAUGGUUCAAUCUAAUACAUGCAAUGUGGCAGGUGAAUUCUUUACAAGCUACAAAUCCCAGGCUGGAACCUCCCCCUGUUUUGUUUGGUUUCUCUUUAAGGGAUCUCCAUGGGGUCUCCAGAAGGCCCUGAAACAUACGUAUCUGUGUAUAGCAAAAACUCUGAAAAAUAUUUUGAUAGCAAUUAUCUCUGAGGAGAAGGAUUAUGGGUAAUUCUCCCUUUCUACUUAAAAAAUUUAUGUAAUAUUUGAUUUAUUUGACCAUGAGUAUGUUACUUGUAUAAUAAGGAGGGGAAAGCUACUUCCACUUUGAAAAAAUAAAAAUGAAUGCCUCUGUCUUUCUUGAAUGGAGGAUCACAAGCACAUUUGCUCCCAUGUGCAGUUAGUUAUGUUGACUGCCUGCAAAUCCGUGCUGAGCCCCAUGUCUGCUCAAGCCUUUCCUCAUCUCUUCUUGAGGAAGAAAGUGGAGACCUGCUUAAGAAGAUGUGACAUAGGGAAAGGCAAGAGAUUCGGAAGUCGACAGC
This is a messenger RNA of Ceratotherium simum simum (southern white rhinoceros), 2760 nucleotides long. NCBI's taxonomy places the organism in Eukaryota, Metazoa, Chordata, Mammalia, Perissodactyla, Rhinocerotidae. The record is from RefSeq and is a predicted model, not a curated record.